GAGACGUCUUCGUCUUGAAGGCCUCUCUACUGAUGACGCAGCACGCCACGCACGCACUGCGCAGUGACGUGCUGCUCACAACCCAUUCAUUUAUUCUCCUUCUGAUUUAUCUCCCUGUGAUUUUCACUCCUGAGGACAUCCGCAGCGGAUUCACCAGCCGGGCAUGAGACAAGCAGGACGCUGAGGACUCCUUUACCAGCGACGUCACAGGCGAACUACAACUCCCAUGAGCGCCCGCGGUAACUUAGAGCACCAUCUCGCAUUCGGACGUGGAGUUGUCGAGGAAGCAGGAAAGGUUUCGCGCAGCUGCUCGUCUGCAGAAAUGCUCCGAUCACCCAGCGCUUCAUAAAGAGACGCGUCUUUUCUCUGCGGCCACCAUGGCGACAGUGUUCGCCAUCGCCCUGGUGUUUGUCGGGUGCUGCAGCAACGUGGUGUCUCUGGAGCUGCUCGUCAGACAGUUUCCAGGAUGCGGCAACAUCGUCACCUUCGCUCAGUUUCUAUUCAUCGCGUUGGAAGGCUUCAUCUUCCAAACCAACUUCGGGAGGAAGAAACCCACCAUCCCCAUCAGGAACUAUGUGAUCAUGGUGACAAUGUUCUUCACCGUCAGCGUGAUCAACAACUACGCUCUCAACUUUAACAUCGCCAUGCCGCUGCACAUGAUCUUCAGAUCAGGAUCCCUCAUCGCCAACAUGAUCCUGGGGAUUAUCAUCCUGAAGAAAAGGUACUCAGCCAGUAAAUAUCUGUCUAUAGUUUUAGUUUCAGCUGGAAUAUUCAUCUGCACCAUCAUGUCUGCCAAACAAGUGAAUGUGGCCUCUGAGGGAUCAGGAGAGCAGGGAUUUUACACCUUCGUGCGCUGGCUCAUAGGUAUCGGCAUGUUGACCUUUGCUCUCCUGAUGUCUGCGAGGAUGGGUAUUUUCCAGGAGACGCUGUACAAGCAGUAUGGGAAACAUUCCAAAGAGGCUCUCUUCUAUAAUCACUUCCUCCCUCUGCCGGGCUUCCUCCUCCUCUCCACAGACAUCUACCACCACUGCGUCCUCUUCAGUCAGAGCGCUCCUGCGGUGGUUCCUGUGGUUGGAGUGUCUGUGCCAAUAAUGUGGCUCUAUCUGCUGAUCAACGUCAUCACACAGUACGUGUGCAUCCGUGGCGUUUUCAUCCUGACCACCGAGUGUGCCUCACUGACCGUCACUCUGGUGGUGACACUGAGGAAGUUUCUCAGCCUCAUCUUCUCCAUCAUGUACUUCCAAAACCCCUUCACCACCUGGCACUGGGUGGGCACCGCCGUGGUCUUCCUGGGCACUCUGCUGUACACGGAGGUGUGGAGCAGUGUGCGGACGGCUCUGCGCGGACCAAGCGCCAAGGAGAAGAAGGCGGAGUGAAGACAGACCUACUUGAAAUACAGCCACUGUGUUGGACUCUCGGAUUGGGUCAGCUGCCCUGCAGCAGUUUUUAUAAAGUCAUUUAUUUUUGGUUAUAGUAAAGCUCACACACACUCAGAAACAUACAGCAGGUUAAUGGGUGGUGAUAUUCUGUUUUUUGGUUAUUAAAAUUACAUGAAAAGACAAAAACCUACAAUGUAUUAGUUCACCGCUCAAAACUGUCACUUCUCAGCCCAAAGAGCUUUUUGGACCUGAGGUCCAGGGAACGACUCCUGUGUCAGAGGCCUCUCCAGACCUGGUUCUAGGCUUCAUUAUUUUAUAUUGAUCACACGAUCAAUAUUUUUAAUGAAUCACAUGAGCUGUUACCGAAAGAGGUCACUCAGAGAUUAAUCACCCAAUUGUGCAGCAUUUUGGCUUCAUUCAGUUAAAUAUUUUAGUUUUUACUGCUCGUAACUGAACUUUUUGACUUCUGCUCCCAUCAGCAGUGUUUUCAGUCGCAGUUUAAACCACAAAACUCUAAAAUGACUUUACAUCCCCUGCUCAGCGUCAUGCAGCAGACACAGUCACUGACUGGCUGGUGAUCAUAGUGGAGAGUUCAGCAGCUAAAUAAGCUGAUAUUUCCCUCGGGAGUUGGUGGAGAGCAAAAACAGAACUGAAACCGUUCCUCAAAUGAAUGUCAAUGAUGAUCUUCAUCUGUUAUCUGCUAACUGCCUGUGGCCUGAUUCAUACGUAAAUAACUCCAGGAACAUUUCCCAGGAAAAAUGAGGAAUGACGUGUUUAUUCUUAUCUGUUUAUGCCCAAAGCCUCUUCCAUUCCCCACAGUGGUAACUGCAACAUUAGCUAAGGUUCUUUUAAACCUGUUACCUUUAGUUGUGACUCAACUACAGUCUAACGUCCUUCUGCUCUCAUCUGUUCAUAUCUGACGUUAGUUUAACAUCAUCGUUGUCUCAAACCACCUCUGCUCAGUACAGUGACCUCACUCCACUGACCUCACUCCACUAUAUAAAAACUGUUUUUUGUUGAAACUUGAAAAUGUGAACUGAAAUGUGAGUUGUGGUGAAAACGGUUAUUUUGGUUGUAUGUAGGAUCUCAGCUCUAGUUACAGAGUGAAUGCUAGAAACAGGACACUGACUGCAGUUCAUGCAAUGGCCUCUGGUUUCAGUAAUAACUACUUUUCUGAAUGUGAGAUCCAGGACCUUUAAAUACCAACUAUUUUAUCAUAUCAACUUAAAAUUUGAUAUGUCAAGAAUUAGUGGGAUAAGUUUUUUAUAUUAUUAAUUUGCUUAAUUGUCAAUUUUUAAAGAGAUAAAGUUCUCAAAUUUGCUGCUGAUUUUGGUUUGUGUCACAGUAAAUUGAAUAUUUUGGGGGAUUUUAAAAGUGUUUUCAUUCAAUGACUAUCUCACUUUUUGCUCGAGGAGAUUGUGAAGAACAGUUUGAAGUAAAAUUUGCAUCAAUUGUUGGUUUAAAUACGAUUCACAAAAACAUAAUAUCAUAUUUUUCAAAGGUUAAAAACAUUUAAACAUCUAUAUGCUAUAUAAUGUUGGUGUCUGUGGGAAUCAAAAUACACCACAGAGGCUAUUUUCAUUUUAAUUUCAGUCACAGUGUCGCUCACUGAUGUUUUUUAACAGUGUAGCUCUCAGAAUAAUAAGUUAAUAGGAUCAAUACGUUGUUGGUUUUGUUUUUUUGGAUAACGUAUUCGUAUGAUGGUCAAUUUACUACACAGAAUAUCACCUAACAGUAACAGUAGUCAUUUCUAAGUAGAUGCCAAAUUGUGAUGCAACUUUCUUUUCCUUUGCAUUUGUUCUUGGAUUUGAGUAUUUAUUUGAUAAGAGUGACAGAUAAUUGUCCUUGUGGAUCAGGAGGAUUUAACUGCCCACAUUGGUGUGAUGCUGUAAAUCAGGACUGUUACAUCAGUAGAGUUCAUGGAGAUGCUUUCACCGUGUGUUUUCAUGUGUUCUUGUCAUAUUGUCUCAGGUGCAAUGGACCAGUAUGGACCAGUAUUAUUGACUGACAUGUGGAUAAACCUGCACAUUUACACACCACUGAAAAUAAAAUGACAACAUGGCUACAAAUA
Paralichthys olivaceus (Japanese flounder) is the source of this 3450-nucleotide messenger RNA. It is a transcript of the gene slc35b4, whose product is annotated as solute carrier family 35 member B4. Gene Ontology annotation, biological process: transmembrane transport. The record is from RefSeq and is a predicted model, not a curated record. Lineage: Eukaryota; Metazoa; Chordata; Actinopteri; Pleuronectiformes; Paralichthyidae. Gene Ontology annotation, molecular function: UDP-xylose transmembrane transporter activity; UDP-N-acetylglucosamine transmembrane transporter activity. Gene Ontology annotation, cellular component: Golgi membrane; endoplasmic reticulum membrane.